AGAUCGUCGUUGCAUUUAAUUGCAGCGCAUUCCGCCUAGUCAACUCAUAGUUCUGUCGAUCGCCGGGAGUUCGGGACGUAAGUAGCUGUCGAGAUCUGCGAGAUGUUGUCGCUCCAAUUUGUGCUACUGGGCUGUCUGUUGAUCGCUGAGGGGCUUUGUCACACACUACCAGAGGGCAAGGUGAGAACUCCUCGAGAUACUUCCAAUAUACCCACGAGCUUUUUCAAACCUGUGGGCGGUAGCUCGGGCCAUGAUAGAUCGUCGGUAAACGGUGGAAACAGCACCUUCUCACGAUUUCGUCGAGAUACAUCCAAUAUACCCACGGAUUUUUUCAAGCCCGUGGGCGAAACUUCAAGGAACGAUCAUAUUUCUGAAAGAUCUUUUUCAAAUGGCGGAAACGGCACCGCCUUGCGCGGACCAAGUAAUGGCGUUGAAUUUUUUGAGAAAUCUAGCGGAGAAGUGGAAGAAGUGACCGGGUCUUAUGAAGAUGAAGACGUUCCCAGCCGAAAUGUGCCAUUUCAACCUCGACCUUUCUAUCCGCAGAGCCCUCCAAGGAUGUCUUUACCUCAAUUUCCCGAGAACCCUCCCAUAUUUUCUCCACCUAAAUACGGCGACACCUUUCAAACGGACUUCAGCGCAGAUCCCAGGGGAAGCAAUUUCAACAAUAGACCUUUUCCAAGAGCACCUGUUUACGGUGGCAGAGGAACUCCAUCUUUUCGUGAAUCGCCGUUCCGCAACCAAAACUCGGGCACUUGGGUAUCCCGACCGAUACCAGUACCAUCUGGAGGCUCAAUCAUUCCCCUCAUCUCUGGAGGAGUAAGUCGCAGUGGUCCCAAUGGUUCCGGGGGCUCACCGGAUAACUUUUACCGCUCUGAGUCGUACAGCUUCACCUCGGAUGGCCGAGGUCCUCCACAGAUAGAGCGGGAUGUAUACGACUCCCGAGAUGGAUUUGGGUCUUCUUUCCGUAACUUUUAAGAAGUGUUCUUCCAAAAGACUUAUUCAAUAGAGUGUUACCAGAAAUCGUACUUCGUAGUAUAAUACAAUGGAUUUCCCCAAUGCGUAUUUAGCUGAUUGCUAACGAUUUCCGAUUUCCAGUAUAAUUAGUUGAGGCAGGCUGAGAUAAUCAUAAUUUAUAAUGACUUAGCUUUCUAUUAUACAAAGCCAGAAUUUGUAAAACAGAAUCUACUUGUUUAAGUUCUAAAUAAUGCUUUAGCUAUUUGGUAAAAAUAAAAGUGUAUAUUUACCAAAGGAAA
Molecule: messenger RNA, 1253 nt
Organism: Drosophila biarmipes
Lineage: Eukaryota; Metazoa; Arthropoda; Insecta; Diptera; Drosophilidae
Exons: 7
Coding region: 103-975 (290 amino acids)
Source: RefSeq, a predicted model, not a curated record